AUGCAGGAGGGUCUAAGGACAGUGAACACUCACUUGGACCGGGACCGGGAGAACACUCACUUGGACCGGGAGAACACUCACUUGGACCGGGACCGGGAGAACACUCACUUGGACCGGGAGAACACUCACUUGGAACGGGAGAACACCCACUUGGACCGGGAGAACACCCACUUGGACCGGGAGAACACCCACUUGGACCGGGAGAACACUCACUUGGAACGGGAGAACACUCACUUGGACCGGGAGAACACUCACUUGGACCGGGACCGGGAGAACACCCACUUGGACCGGGAGAACACUCACUUGGAACGGGAGAACACUCACUUGGACCGGGACCGGGAGAACACUCACUUGGACCGGGACCGGGAGAACACUCACUUGGACCGGGACCGGGAGAACACUCACUUGGACCGGGACCGGGAGAACACCCACUUGGACCGGGAGAACACCCACUUGGACCGGGAGAACACCCACUUGGACCGGGAGAACACCCACUUGGACCGGGAGAACACCCACUUGGACCGGGAGAACACCCACUUGGACCGGGAGAACACUCACUUGGACCGGGAGAACACUCACUUGGACCGGGAGAACACUCACUUGGACCGGGAGAACACUCACUUGGACCGGGAGAACACCCACUUGGACCGGGAGAACACUCACUUGGACCGGGAGAACACCCACUUGGACCGGGAGAGCACCGACUUGGAGAGCACCGACUUGGACCGGGAGAACACUCACUUGGACCGGGAGAACACUCACUUGGACCGGGAGAACACUCACUUGGACCGGGAGAACACUCACUUGGACCGACUUGGACCGGGAGAACACUCACUUGGACCGACUUGGACCGGGAGAACACUCACUUGGACCGACUUGGACCGGGAGAACCCUCACUUGGACCGGGAGAACCCUCACUUGGACCGGGAGAACACCCACUUGGACCGGGAGAACACUCACUUGGACCGGGAGAACACUCACUUGGACCGGGAGAACCCUCACUUGGACCGGGAGAACCCUCACUUGGACCGGGAGAGCACUCACUUGGACCGGGAGAACACUCACUUGGACCGGGAGAGCACUCACUUGGACCGGGAGAACCCUCACUUGGACCGGGAGAACACCCACUUGGACCGGGAGAGCACCCACUUGGACCGGGAGAGCACCCACUUGGACCGGGAGAGCACCCACUUGGACCGGGAGAGCACCCACUUGGACCGGGAGAGCACCCACUUGGACCGGGAGAGCACCCACUUGGACCGGGAGAGCACCCACUUGGACCGGGAGAGAACUCACUUGGACCGGGAGAACACCCACUUGGACUGGGAGAACCCUCACUUGGACCGGGAGAACCCUCACUUGGACCGGGAGAACACCCACUUGGACCGGGAGAACACCCACUUGGACCGGGAGAACACCCACUUGGACCGGGAGAACACCCACUUGGACCAGGAGAGCACCCACUUGGACCGGGAGAGCACCCACUUGGACCGGAAGAGCACCCACUUGGACCGGGAGAGCACUCACUUGGACCGGGAGAGCACUCACUUGGACCAGGAGAGCACUCACUUGGAUUGGGGCGUCCACUUCUCGUACCAGCUCUGCUCCCGGACCAGCAGGAAGGCCAGGAGCUGGAAGAGCAGAGAGGUCAGGAUCUGCGUGAGCACGGAAAACAGCAGGGGCCCCGAGAUCAGGCUGGACGGGGGCCGCCGAGGAACCAGCUGCUCCCAGGCCGGGUUCAGACUCACUGCACAGACAGAGACAGAGCCGUGUAUGUGCUCUCCCAAACUCUAG
Messenger RNA from Knipowitschia caucasica, 1794 nucleotides. NCBI's taxonomy places the organism in Eukaryota, Metazoa, Chordata, Actinopteri, Gobiiformes, Gobiidae. The record is from the annotation of a GenBank genome assembly.